AUGUUGGAUAAGGGACUAGUAGAUCAUGUUCUUGCCGAUAUCAAGACAUAUCUAAAGGGACGCUCCUGUCCACCCGGCACAGGGAAAUCAAGUUUGGCUUUUGUCAUUGCCAGUGAACUACAACUAGACAUCUACACGCUCAGUCUAAAUUCCUCAGGCCUUGAUGAAGAACAACUUGUUGCCCUGUUCCAUGCCAUCCCAAAACAUUGUAUUGUACUGCUCGAGGACGUCAAUUGCUCUGGUAUCUCUCGCGAACAUAGUGAUUCAGCAGCAAAUGCGGAAAUGAAAGAUAAGACCUCAGGCGGUUUGACUCUCUCUUCUCUGCUUAAUGCCCUCGAUGGCCCUGCGACACCAGAAGGUUACAUCCUGAUCGUGACCAUCAACUAUCGGGAGAAACUCGACAAGGCACUCAUCCGCCCUGGCUGGGUAGACAUGGAGGUUCCGUUCAGCUAUGCGGAUAAGGAUAUGAUCAGAGACCUCUUCAGCUGUCUGUACCUUGCCAUGGAAUUUACGAGUCAAGUUCCUGGGGGCAAGUUCACCGCUGCGGAGAUUCAAGGCUACCUUUUGCGACACAUGGGGAGUCCUGAGGAUGCUGUUAAGGGUGCCAAAAAAUGGGCACGAAACCUCCUCAGCGAGAAACAAGCUGGAUAG
Molecule: messenger RNA, 651 nt
Organism: Coccidioides posadasii C735 delta SOWgp
Lineage: Eukaryota; Fungi; Ascomycota; Eurotiomycetes; Onygenales; Onygenaceae
Biological process (GO): mitochondrial respiratory chain complex III assembly; protein insertion into mitochondrial inner membrane from matrix
Cellular component (GO): mitochondrial inner membrane
Molecular function (GO): ATP binding; ATP hydrolysis activity
Source: RefSeq, a predicted model, not a curated record